AUGAAUAUUGAGUGGUUUGCAAUAGGCGUUGGUGCAAUUGUGGUUUUGUACAUCCUUUAUCAUUUUAUCAAAAUGAUUUGGAGCAUAUUGGGGUUAUAUGUGUUCUACCAACCAAUUGAUUUAAAAAAGAAGGCUGGUGCUUCAUGGGCAGUGAUCACUGGAGGUACUGAUGGAAUUGGAAAGUCAUUUUCAUUUGAGUUGGCAAAACGUGGAUUCAAUAUUUACAUAGUUUCUCGUACCCAAUCAAAACUUGAACAGACGAAGAAGGAAAUUAUGGAGAAAUAUUCAAACGUUGAAGUUCGUUUUGCAACUUUUGACUUCACAAAUCCUUCUAUCAGUGACUAUAAGAAGCUUCUGAGCCAGUUGAAUGAAGUAUCAAUCGGAAUGUUGAUCAACAAUGUUGGAAUGCUGUUUGAAUAUCCAGAAAACUUGCAUAAAACAGUGGGAGGAAUAGACGUAGUUGCAAAUGUUACAAUUCUCAAUACAUUGCCAGUGACGUUGCUUUCUGCUGGAAUUCUUCCACAAAUGGUGUCUCGAAAAACCGGCAUUAUCGUCAAUAUUGGAUCAGUUGCAGGAGCAGCUAAAAUGGCCGAAUGGUCGGUGUAUUCUGCUUCGAAGAAAUACGUUGAGUGGCUUACAGGGUGUCUCCGAAAGGAGUACGAACAUCAGGGAAUUAUUAUCCAAGCCAUUACCCCAGCAUUGGUUGCAACAAAACUCUCUGGACAUACGGAGACCUCAUUAUUUUGCCCCGACAGUGCUACAUUUGCCAAAUCAGCUCUGAACACAGUUGGACAUACAUCUCAAACAACUGGAUAUAUUAAUCAUCAAAUUCAAUGUGAAAUGCUGGCAUUGUUUCCAGAAUGUUUCUUGGACAGUUUUGUUAAAAAAUCAAGUGUCGAAACACGGGAGAAAGCUCUAGCGAAAAAAGAAAACAAGCAUUUGUUGUAGAUUAUUAGUUCAAACUCCGUUGUAUUUUAUUUUUGUGAUAAAUAUUUUUUAAAAGAGAAAAAUUUGAAAAUGUGCGUUUACUUUUGUGAAUUCUAUGAGGACAAAGUUACAAAAUAUAUUUACAGACAGUUAUUUGAAUUUUUUUGGAAAUUAGUUAUUUGUAUUGGAGAUAUAGUUUUGUACGUGACCCUAUUCAA
Messenger RNA from Caenorhabditis elegans, 1145 nucleotides. RefSeq names its product Putative steroid dehydrogenase 3 (gene stdh-3). The record is from RefSeq and is marked reviewed. The coding region runs from base 1 to 948 and encodes 315 amino acids. NCBI's taxonomy places the organism in Eukaryota, Metazoa, Nematoda, Chromadorea, Rhabditida, Rhabditidae. The transcript is spliced from 4 exons.